CUCAGAAGCUAGCUGAUAGCUAGCUAGCCAUUUAUAACAAAAUGCAUGUGUUUUCGAUUGCUGAGAGAAUGCCUUAGGAGUGGAAUAAAUGUAUACGUAUAACGAGACCGUUUAUCUGGCAAAUUGGUAAACCGUGGGAGAAUUUUACAAAUGUGUAUGACCCGCAAAUAACAUUUUUUCCGGCCCCCGGAGCACAGUGCUCUAACAGGAGAGCUUCCAAGCACCGUUUGCGGAUGUGAAGAAGGGACCUAAUGUUAUUUGGGGGAGCAACGCUAGCUAACAUACUGCAGACUGUCAUUUUAUCGGGGAUAUUUUUGCAGGCUUGACUGGACUCCACAGUUACCAGUUAAAUGCCACAAAUGGAGUCAAAGUAGGGGAAUUACUUCCAUCCCUCCACACAAGUCAGAUCUCCACUCCUCUGGACAGUUCCACUUGCUGAAAUGGAUUGGGCCGCACCGGCUGCCAAACUGAAUCCCUACUCCCGAGCCCGCAUGCCCGAGGCCUGGCAGCAGCAUGCAGUCGCUCCACCUCCAGUCGUCCACACCAUACCUCCAUCUGCUGAGAACGCAUUGGGCUGUGCAGUGUAUGGCAUCGUACUACAGCAGGAUGCUACGUCUUUACAGCAGCCGCAGCAGACCCAGCAUGGACAGCACAGCCAACACAGCCAACAACACAACAGUCAGCAGCAUGGAGGGGGGCAGCUCAGUCAGCAGCAGCAGCACCCCGCCCAGGCCCAGCAGAGCACCCUGCAGGUAGCAGCGGAAGCAGGACACAAGUGCGGGGCCUGUGGACAUGAUAUCUCUCACCUGGCCAACCCACACGAGCACCAGUGCAUGGUGAAUCAGGACAGGUCAUUCCAGUGCACUCAGUGCUUGAAGAUUUUCCACCAGGCGACAGACUUGCUAGAGCACCAGUGUGUUCAGGUGGAGCAGAAGCCGUUUGUGUGUGGAGUUUGUAAGAUGGGCUUCUCUCUACUCACCUCUUUAGCGCAGCACCAUACGUCCCACAACAGCACCAACCCAAUGAAGUGUUCAAUAUGCGAGAAAACCUACCGACCCGGUUCUUCUGGCAACACCACGCCCACCUCAAAUACUCCCCAGCAGCCCAGCAGCGACGGGGCGUCGGCAAGCAGCAGCUCAUCCAUUUUACCGUUUCCCUCGGCGCGAGACCGGCCGUACAAAUGCUCCGUUUGCCAGAAGGGCUUCAAACACAUGUCAGAACUAACGCGGCACGAGAGGGUGCACACGGGCGAAAAACCCUUCAAAUGUGACACAUGCGACAAGGCCUUCAGCCAGUCGUCCCAUCUCCAGCACCACCAGCGGACACACAGCAGCGAACGGCCGUUCAAGUGCGCCGUUUGCGAGAAGAGUUUCAAGCACCGCUCCCACCUCGUGCGUCACAUGUACGUGCAUUCGGGCGAGCACUUAUUCAAAUGCAACUUAUGCGAGCUACACUUCAAAGAGUCGUCGGAGCUUCUCCACCACCCCUGCCAUCCGCAGGGUUCCCGGCCGUUCCGCUGCGCCACGUGCGGUAAAGGUUUCAAGCGUCCGUCUGACCUCCGGCAGCACGAACGCACACACUCGGAGGAGCGUCCCUUCCACUGUGACGAGUGCCAGAUGAGCUUCAAGCAGCAGUACGCACUGGUGCGCCACAGACGAACGCACAAAGACCCUACGGACCGCCCGUUCAAAUGCAACCUGUGUGACAAGGGCUUCAUGCAGCCCUCGCACCUCCUCUACCACCAGCACGUCCACGGCAUGGACAACCUGUUUAAGUGCGCCUCAUGCCAGAAAGAGUUCAGCCAGUCUGGAGAGCUGCUUAGACACAAGUGUGGCGAGUCGUCCAACACCUCGCCAGACAAGCCGUACAAGUGCGACGUUUGCGGUAAAGGGUACAAGAAGAGUUCUACGUUACAGCGGCAUCAAAACUCUCACUGCCAGGAGAAGCCUCUAAAGUGCUCCCUCUGUGACCGCCGAUUCCUGUCAUCUUCAGAAUUUGUCCAGCAUCGAUGCGACCCGUCCCGAGAAAAGCCGCUGAAGUGCCCUGAAUGCGAGAAACGUUUUAAAUACUCCUCGGACCUGAACAGACACCGGCGCGUGCAUACAGGAGAGAAACCGUACAAAUGUGGUCACUGCACCAAGGGCUUCAAACAACGCGAGCACUUGACCAAACACACAAGCACACACUCCAGAGAAGGGCAGUUUAAAUGUGUUUGGUGUGGGGAGCGUUUCAGUGACUUAGGCUCUUUGCAGGAUCACACAGUGCAGCACACAGCCGAAGGCGGUGGUUACCCAGUGCCAGAGUGCUUAUAAAUACUUUUUCUCUUAAACAGACGGUCCCCAAACUGUUGUUGUCUUGUCCCACAUUUGCAGGAUAAGAUUAUUGCAUUCAUUACAACAUCAAAUGUUUGAUGCUUUACUUUUGUUCUGACCCUGUCAUUCCAUCAGAUAGUUUGGAGUUUUCAGUCUGCGCCGGAAGAUGUUUAGGCGUUCUGCUGUCCUGAUUUCAAUGGGGAGCUC
Notothenia coriiceps (black rockcod) is the source of this 2519-nucleotide messenger RNA. It is a transcript of the gene znf319b, whose product is annotated as zinc finger protein 319b. The transcript has 3 exons. Bases 441 to 2312 code for a protein of 623 amino acids. Lineage: Eukaryota; Metazoa; Chordata; Actinopteri; Perciformes; Nototheniidae. The record is from RefSeq and is a predicted model, not a curated record.